AUGAAUCAUCCUGAAAAAGUAACCGAAGAAUUUCUCAUCUGCAAAAAAUGCUGUCAAAAUCGUUCGUUGAAAUCGCCGACGACGCUGCUUUCAUGUGGCCACGUCAUCUGCCUGACGUGCGCCACUGAUUGCAACAUGAAGGACAAGCAGGACUGCUACCAAAUUUUGUGUCCAAUUUGUUGCCUGCCCACUGUCCUUCCACUCAGGGGGCCUACCCAACUACCAAGAAGUUUGUACAAGGAGAAGCAGAUGGACCAUCUUUUGAGGAGAAAUAAUGCGGCACUGGGCAGGCAGCAUGCUCUCUACUGCAUUGAGAAGUUUUGUCUUGAUCCUGAAACUUUCUACGCCCAGUUGUAA
Molecule: messenger RNA, 357 nt
Organism: Helobdella robusta
Lineage: Eukaryota; Metazoa; Annelida; Clitellata; Rhynchobdellida; Glossiphoniidae
Exons: 1
Coding region: 1-357 (118 amino acids)
Source: RefSeq, a predicted model, not a curated record